Nasonia vitripennis (jewel wasp) is the source of this 2574-nucleotide messenger RNA. RefSeq lists its product as uncharacterized. The record is from RefSeq and is a predicted model, not a curated record. Lineage: Eukaryota; Metazoa; Arthropoda; Insecta; Hymenoptera; Pteromalidae. The coding region runs from base 422 to 2449 and encodes 675 amino acids. The transcript has 12 exons.
UCCGGUCGCAGUCUGCCAGUGGAUCGCGCGCCGGAGAGGCCGGUGUCUCUCGCACGCGCCUGUCUCGACCUGCUCUUUACUUGCGAUCCGUCAGCGUAUUAUCGUUAUAUCGUCGGACGAUAUAAAAACAGUGCGCGUGUGAAAGUGCGCGUACAGAGUGAAGCGUAUACAUAUAGAUGUUUAGACGGCUUAUCCGAUCACUGCACAGCUAGAAGUGGAAAAAUGAAGCAGCAACAGCAGCCGCGAUCGAGUGAUAAUCAGACUGAAGCGCUGAGAGGAUAGGACAUGCGCCGAGAGCAACGGACUUCUUGGCUCUCGCACGCUCUGUUUCACUGCCUAAACUCGCUUAUAUAUAUAUAUACCUACACGCACGAUUAUAACAUAAGCUAAGUUUCUCGCGUUUGUCCGUGUCUUACCUCCCAUGACGAUGGACAGCAGGAGGAACGUUCCACUGCCGCUACUCGUCGUAGUCGUCUGUCUGGCGAGUUUACUCCGGCCCGUCGUAGGCUUAUCGACGAUCGCGACUGAGGAGAUGCUUGAUCACGAGCUGCAGACUUUCACGUCGGGCUGCUACUUCUCCGCCGAGUACCAAGGCGAGUUCGUCAUGCAGGUGAGCAGUGGCAACAGUAUUGGUAACACUCGCAGCAGCAACAACUUCGACGAUGGCGAACCGAUCGUACAGUACUCAACGCUUAACAUCACCUUUAACUCUAUUCCCGUUUGGGGAUACUGUCACAAGAAAAUCGACGACAAGGUCCUGCUGAUGGACAGUCGAGGUGGCUACGGUGAAUGCAUAAGGUGCUUCCAGCUGACGCGGCGAUCUCGCAAUAUCAUCGAAGUGUAUUCGAAGGAUCUCAACAGUUGCUACACAAACGAAACCGUUGCCAUUGAAUCGUGCAAGCAACUGAACACUACUGCCAUUCUUUACCGGACUAGCGAAAUCGGAGGAGAGAAGAUACGAAACGAAUACUGCCCAAUCGCAGGAAGAUAUCAUUUCAAGUACAACGUCAAUUACGAAUACGGAUCUGCCGAGAACAACAAUGCCGCGCUUACAAAGGACGAGUGCAACUCCUAUUCCUCUGACUUGGAUAACUGCCUUGAAAACGGGUCCAUUUUGCAUUUGCAAUUUAAGCAAUGCACUUUUGACGAUCAUGAUAUCCAAUUUGAAUGUCUUGGUACUUGGCCAGCGUCAGGUUUUGAAUCAGGCAGUAACUCUCCGAGAUACGUUGCACUCCUGGAUAGCAGAGGAUUGACAGACUUUUCCGGGCCCGCCAAACGAAGAAGGCCCCGGUAUCGAUGCGGUCUGUACCACGUUGAUAGCAAAACUGCCAAGACAUAUCUUACUCUUAGCAGCGACUCAAGCUGUACUCAAAAUCUACACAAUUCUACCAGUGGAUAUGAAAGCCUAGUCCUCAGCAAAACCACUACUCAAAAAAAGAUGCCUAGUUACGUUAUAAGUAACUUAGCCACGUUCCCUCACUGGGCCCAGGGCGAAUGGGAAGAAACGCUUAUUGUCAAUGGAACGAUGACGUUCAAUGACUUGAAUGGAUACAAGAGUUUCACGUUUGUGACCGUCAAUUCGAACGAUGAAACUGGACGAUAUAUUGUAUUUUCCAGAGAUCAGUGUGAGCAAGAGGCUUAUGUAUGUUUAAUAAUGAAACAACGUAGCGAGAAUGUUUUGGAAUUCACAACAGGAACUAUUUCGAGUCCAAUUUAUCAGCAGUUCUUAUGCGACGAUACAAAUCUAUUGUUGAACAGAUCAAGUGCGGUUUGGUGGACAUUAGCGCGACUUGAGCGUACGGUGGAAUCUCCAUGUCCGAUUACUGGCCAAUAUACAGGUCAGAUUACGGAUUUGCCGGGAAUGUGUGCCGAACUGAGCAGCAAUUGCAAUAAUCGUCAAGUUAUGUACUAUCAAGUUUACGAUUGCAAUUCAGGAGAGCUUUACGAAGAGCGAACCUACUUGUGCCUCGGACAAUGGGAAGAAAAAGGAGUGACGUAUACAUAUACGAUGAGAAACGACACUGGUACAAACGAAUGUUUUGUUGGAACCAUCGUAAGCGAUGAGGAAAUUUACAUCAAGGAAGCCGGAGAUUACUGUAUUAGAAACAUAGACCCCGAAACUGAAGGAAUGCGAUUGUACAAAAAAGGCCAAUGUUACGGAAACUCAUCUAGUCCUGCUCCGACGAUAGCGACUAAAACGAGUCCACAUGUUCCUAUUAUGAAAAUAACGACUCCGAUAAAGACGGUGACGACAAAAAUGCCUAUGACGACGAGGUCACGAGGUGUAACAAAAGGAUCCACAACAACGGAAAAAAUACCAACGAGCGUUAGGUCGUCGUCGGUUACGUUGCAUCAGAGCAGAAGUACCUCUGUAAGCUUCGUUAUAAUAAGCUCAACCAUCUACAUAUUUAAUUUGAUUUCUUCGAGGAGUAUGAGGUUUCAUGCAUGAGGUUGGAUAAUGAUCUCUGAAUGAUGACACUGGUGAGAAUGUUGUUGAAAAUAAACGUCUUUUUACUAUUAAGCUCUUUUGUACAUACGCUCUAGAUUGUUUAUAUAAUAAAAGAUAAAAUCGGA